This is a messenger RNA of Corylus avellana, 3710 nucleotides long. It is a transcript of the gene CR4, whose product is annotated as crinkly4. Gene Ontology annotation, molecular function: ATP binding; protein kinase activity; protein binding. Gene Ontology annotation, biological process: protein phosphorylation. The record is from RefSeq and is a predicted model, not a curated record. NCBI's taxonomy places the organism in Eukaryota, Viridiplantae, Streptophyta, Magnoliopsida, Fagales, Betulaceae.
CCUGCCUCUGCCUGCCUGCAAUAGUAAUACCCUUCAACCAUCAACCCUUUCUUCUUUUUCAUGCAAUCUACAUCUUCGCCAACACUCCCAAAUGCAACAGCUAUGCAAUGCAAUGGAAAGAGAAUCUUGAGGCUUUGUCAUACAUGGGUGUUGUUGAUGAAACUGAGAGAAUUUAAAGAACUCCAUGGCUCCUAGCUAUCUAAGGCGGUCUGGCUGCAGAGUGCUUGUCGGUAUAAAGUUGCUGGAAUAAUCUAUCAUGCAUCGAUCUUGACUGUAAGUAUUUCUGGCAGCACAAAGAGAAGAAACAUAUCAAUUUUUCUCUCAUUGUUGGUCUUGAAGAACAGAAAAAACUAUCUGGGUUUGUCUUUAUGUUGUUGCUUUCAUGGUUGGUAAUUGGCAAUUUCCUGUCUUAGUAGAAAAGUCCUGAUCUGGGUAUAUUUGUAAGUUGUGGCUGAUCAAGAGCUUCUGGUAUGUGGUUGUUAUCACAUUUACUUCAAAAUUUCUGUUUAUGUGGAAACUGAACCUUAUAUACUGUUUCUUCUUCUUCUUCUCCUUAACCGUGGAGGCAAGGAAGUAGGAUGGUGUUUCAGUUGAGUAGAUAAACUUCAGAAGGAUUAAGAUUGGCUUUUCUGCUAGUUUUUGUAUUAGGUGGGAAGUCUGUUGUUAUCUUGGAAAACUUAGGUUGGCUUUUUGUGAUGGGGUUUUUGAUAGGAGAUGGAGAUUUCCUCAUCCGGGUGAUGAAUAUGAAGAGUUGGAGAGCAGGGUUUGUGGUUCAGCUUAUGAUUCUAUCUGAUUUAUGGUGGUUAGUUUCAGGUCUAGGUUCGAUGUCUUCCAUUGCCAUUUCUUAUGGUGAGAAAGGUCCUGUUUUCUGUGGUUUAAAAUCAGAUGGGUCUCAUCUUGUAACUUGUUAUGGGUCAAACUCGGCUAUAAUAUAUGGAACUCCAGCUCAUUUCCCCUUUGUUGGUCUAACUGCUGGCGACGGCUUUGUUUGUGGGCUUCUAAUGGAUUCUAACCAACCUUAUUGUUGGGGUAGCAGUGGUUAUAUUCAAAUGGGUGUUCCUCAGCCCAUGAUAAAAGGAGCUGAAUACUUAGAAAUCAGUGCUGGCGAUUAUCACUUAUGCGGUUUGAGGAAACCCUUAACCGGAAGACGCAGAAACACUUCUUUGGUUGAUUGUUGGGGCUAUAACAUGACAAAAAACUAUGAUUUUGAUGGUCAGCUUCAGUCAAUUUCAGCGGGUUCUGAAUUCAAUUGUGGUUUGUUUUCUCAGAAUAGGACUGUUUUCUGCUGGGGCGAUGAGACUAGUAGCCGAGUGAUCAGCUUAAUUCCUAAGGACCUGAGGUUUCAGAAGAUUGCAGCUGGUGGAUAUCAUGUUUGUGGGAUUUUAGAGGGGAUAAAUAGUAGAGCCUUUUGUUGGGGAAGGAGCUUGAACAUUGAGGAAGAAAUUUCUGUGGAAAAAGCGGAUCAAGGAAAUGUAGACUUACCUCCAAAUGUUCCAAUGCUUUCUGUUGUUGGGGGAAAGUUUCAUGCUUGCGGAAUUAAGAGCUCCGACCGCGGAGUCGUUUGCUGGGGUUUUAUCAUCAAAUCCAGCACCCGUCCUCCUAGUGGCAUUAAGGUUUAUGAAAUUGCUGCUGGAAAUUACUUCACUUGUGGAAUUCUUGCUGAGAAAUCUCUUGCACCCGUUUGCUGGGGUCUCGGAUUCCCUACCUCUCUUCCUUUAGCUAUCUCCCCAGGAGUCUGCAAGUCUACUCCAUGUAAUCCCGGUUUCUAUGAAGUCAGCCCUGAGAAUGCCCGUUGCAAGUCUUCUGACUCUCGUGUUUGCAUGCCCUGCAGCAAUGGCUGCGCUGCGGAAAUGUAUCAAAGUUCUGAAUGCACUUUGAAAUCUGAUAGGCAGUGUGCAUAUAAUUGUUCAAGUUGCUUCUCAGCUGAAUGCUUCUCAAAUUGUACUUCUUCAUAUUCCAAUGCCAUUAAUGGAAAGAAGAAUGAAAGGUUUUGGUCACUGCAAUUGCCAGUCAUCAUCGCUGAGAUUGCCUUUGCUGUUUUCUUGGUUAGUAUUGUGUCUCUAACUGCAGUGUUAUAUGUACGGUACAAGUUACAGAACUGUCAGUGCUCAGGAAAGGAAUCAAAGUCGAAGAAGAAUAAUAAGAUUGGUUCUGCGUUCGAGAAAGAUACUGGGAAGAUCCGCCCUGACCUGGAGGAGCUGAAGAUGAGGAGGGCACAGAUGUUCACUUACGAGGAACUUGAGAGAGCCACUGGUGGGUUUAAAGAAGAAUCCCUUGUGGGAAAGGGAAGUUUUUCCUGCGUUUUUAAAGGGGUUUUGAAGGAUGGGACAGUAGUAGCGGUUAAAAGGGCUAUAACAUCUCCCAACAAGCAGAAGAAUUCGAAAGAGUUUCAUACGGAACUUGAUCUACUUUCGAGAUUGAACCAUGCACAUCUGCUCAAUUUACUUGGAUAUUGUGAAGAAGGUGGAGAAAGGCUUCUUGUUUAUGAGUUCAUGGCUCAUGGAUCCUUGCAUCAACAUCUUCAUGGGAAGAACAUGGCCCUGGAUUGGGUUCGAAGGGUCACAAUUGCGGUCCAAGCAGCACGAGGAAUUGAGUACUUGCAUGGUUAUGCUUGCCCGCCUGUAAUUCACCGAGACAUUAAGUCCUCAAACAUCCUCAUUGACGAAGAACACAAUGCCCGAGUGGCCGAUUUUGGUUUGUCAUUAUUGGGACCUGCAGAUAGUGGCUCCCCACUGGCCGAGCUACCUGCGGGAACUCUUGGGUAUCUUGAUCCUGAGUACUACAGGCUUCACUACCUUACAACCAAAUCUGAUGUGUAUAGCUUCGGUGUUUUACUAUUAGAGAUUCUUAGUGGCAGGAAAGCCAUUGAUAUGCAAUAUGAAGAAGGUAACAUAGUUGAGUGGGCAGUUCCUUUGAUUAAAUCCGGAGACAUAAACGCAAUUCUGGAUCCAGUUCUGAAACCUCCAUCUGAUCUUGAUGCCCUGAAGAGGAUUGCAAAUGUAGCUUGUAAAUGUGUGAGAAUGAGAGGGAAGGACAGGCCAUCAAUGGAUAAAGUGACAACAGCUUUGGAGAGAGCACUUGCACAGUUAAUGGGUAGCCCAUGCAAUGAGCAACCAAUUUUGCCUACUGAGGUAGUUUUGGGAAGUAGUAGGUUGCACAAGAAAUCCUCUCAAAGAUCUUCUAAUCGGUCAGUCUCAGAAACUGACGUGGCAGAAGCUGAGGAUCAAAGGUUUGAGUUCAGAGCACCUUCAUGGAUAACUUUUCCUAGUGUUACUUCUUCCCAGAGGAGGAAAUCAUCGGUCUCGGAUGCAGAUGUCGACGGGAAAAACUCUGAGGCAAAAAAUCUGGGAAAUGCAGGAAGUGUUGCUGGUGAUGGGUUGAGGAGUUUGGAGGAAGAGAUUGGUCCUGCUUCUCCUCAAGAGAAGUUGUUCUUGCAGCACAAUUUCUAAAAUGUUCCAAAAAGUUCCAAAAAGCUUCUGAAGCAGAAUUUAGGUUUUGAGUUUUUGAUUGGUCUUGGUGGGUUUGGUGGAUUAGUUUCUUGUAGGCUGAAGAAUUGCAGGUUGAAAUUUCCUUGAAUACUAGUGCCACUAGCACCACUACUAUUGGCCACCACAUGACUUCUUCAUUUAGUUUCUUAUGUAUUCAUUUCUGACAAUUUGGUAUUUACCAAAUCUCCAGGAGACAAGAUUUUAGCAGUUUGCAUUCUUUUA